Messenger RNA from Candida tropicalis MYA-3404, 1104 nucleotides. RefSeq names its product vWA domain-containing protein. Bases 1 to 1104 code for a protein of 367 amino acids. Gene Ontology annotation, cellular component: preribosome, large subunit precursor. The transcript has a single exon. NCBI's taxonomy places the organism in Eukaryota, Fungi, Ascomycota, Pichiomycetes, Serinales, Debaryomycetaceae. The record is from RefSeq and is a predicted model, not a curated record. Gene Ontology annotation, biological process: ribosomal large subunit assembly; rRNA processing.
AUGAAAGAUGCUGCUGAUGAUGAUGACGAAGAAGUUGCAGAUGUCAAUGAAGAGAAUCCUGAUGCAGAUUUUGAAGGAAAAUCAAAGAGUGCUUUCAUUGGUGAAAGAAAGAUUUCAGAUAUGGACGAUGAUAUGAUGAUGAAUAGAGAAAUUGAAGAAGAUGAAGAUGAUGAUGAUAUUAAGAUGGAAGAAAUUGGAAACACAGACCUUGAUGAAAAUGAAACCGCACCUCCAAUGACCUUGGAAGAAGCACGUGACUUGUGGAAGAAUAGUGAAUUAGCAACUCAAGAAUUGGCAUCUGGUUUAUGUGAACAAUUGCGUCUUAUUUUGGAACCUACUUUGGCUACUAAAUUGAGAGGUGAUUACAAGACUGGUAAAAGAUUGAAUAUGAAGAGAAUUAUUCCUUAUAUUGCAUCUGAUUUCAAAAAAGACAAGAUUUGGUUAAGAAGAACCAAACCAUCAAAGAGACAAUAUCAAAUUAUGAUUGCUGUUGAUGAUUCUAAAUCCAUGAGUGAAAGUAAGUCAACUGAAUUAGCGUUCCAUAGUAUUGCAUUGGUUUCAAAAGCAUUGAGUCAGUUAGAAAGUGGAGGAUUGUCCAUUGUCAGAUUUGGUGAAGAUGUCAAGGUUGUUCAUCCAUUUGAUAAAGCAUUUAAUUCUCAAGAGACGGGGGCUAGAAUAUUCCAAUGGUUUGACUUCCAACAAACAAAGACAGAUAUGAAACAAUUAUGUAACCAAUCAUUGCAAAUAUUUGAAGAUGCUAGAUCUAGUAGUCAAUCUGAUUUAUGGCAGUUACAAAUUAUUUUAUCGGACGGUGUUUGUGAAGAUCAUGAAACUAUUUUAAGAAUGGUUAGAAAAGCUAGAGAAGAAAAGAUUAUGAUGGUUUUUGUUGUCAUUGAUGGUAUUAAUAGUAAAGAAUCAAUUAUGGAUAUGCAACAAGUAAGCUAUGUUCCUGAUGUAAAUACUGGUGCAUUGAAUUUGAAGGUUGACAAAUAUUUGGAUUCAUUCCCAUUUGAGUUUUACGUUGUUGUUAAGGAUAUUAAUGAGUUACCUGAAAUGCUUGCUUUGAUUUUAAGACAAUAUUUCUCUGAAGUGUCAUCAUUGUAA